This is a messenger RNA of Nicotiana tabacum (common tobacco), 1453 nucleotides long. The record is from RefSeq and is a predicted model, not a curated record. NCBI's taxonomy places the organism in Eukaryota, Viridiplantae, Streptophyta, Magnoliopsida, Solanales, Solanaceae.
AUUGCGAAGAUUUUCACUGAACGGAAAACUUCGAGAAGCGAAAUGGAGGAUAACUUCGUCGACGGCGAUCGGCCGACGCUGAUGGUGACGAACGACGACGGAAUCGACGCGCCGGGAUUAAGAGCUCUAGUUAAUGUGCUUGUUUCUACCAAUCGCUUUCACGUCCUUGUUUGUGCUCCUGACUCAGAAAAGUCAGCUGUUAGUCAUAGCAUUACAUGGCGUCAUGCCCUUUCUGUUAAGCAAGUGGACAUUAGCGGAGCAACAGCCUUUUCAGUUUCAGGUCUGUUGCAAUCUUCAACAAAUAAAUAAUUUAGAGUUCUGGACUGAACUAGCAACAGCCUUUUCAGUUUCAAGAACUCCAGCAGAUUGUACUUCCUUGGGAAUCUCCAAAGCUCUUUUCCCUUCAGUGCCUGAUCUGGUGAUCAGUGGUGUUAAUAUGGGUGACAACUGCGGCUAUCAUAUAGUAUACUCGGGUACAGUGGCUGGCGCUAGGGAGGCUUUCUUCAAUGGUAUUCCUGCUGUGUCUGUAUCAUAUAAUUGGGUUCGUGGAAAAAGCAAUGUUACUGACUUCACACUGGCUGCUAAAGCUUGCUUACCCAUCAUCAGCGCUAUAUUGGCUGAAAUCAAAAGAAACAACUAUCCUCUAAAUUGCUUUCUGAAUAUUGAUGUGCCAACAGAUGUCAUCAAUCACAAGGGAUACCGUUUGACUAGACAAGGGAAAAGUUUUGUCAAAAUGGGAUGGAAGCAAGUUAAUUCUGAGCGAGAAGGAGGAAAAGUAUUGUCCACAAUGACUAUGGAGACUAAUUCAUCAGAAAGUACAGAAGCUAGAGCUUUAAAAAAUGCACCACAAGAUCAUCUACUGUUUAAGAAACAAGUUACAAGAAUUCUAGUGGAGGAUGGUGAUACAGACUACUGUUCUCUCCGAGAAGGAUACAUAGCUGUCACACCCCUUGGCGGCUUGUCUCCGGCAGAGCUAGAUGCUGUUGCAUUCUUUCAGAAUUGGCUGCCCAGUGUUGUUGAUCUUUACCCUUCCUCUGCUUUAUAGUGCUAUGAAAGGUUUGUAGAGAUGAGACGAGAUAAGUGGAGUUGAAAGAGCUAAAGCUGAUGAGUUCACACAGAAUGGAAAAAGUUAAUGCAUUUACAUGUCAUUCCAGAUGUGGGUAUCCUCUCCCUGGUUAAAAUUCAGAUGCAUCUUUGUUUCAUUUUCUGCAAGAUAUCCUCUCUAAUGUUUCUUAGGCGUUUACUGAGAUCAUAGCAUUUGUUAUGUAACAGAUUUGGUGUAUGUUCAAGCUUAAAGUUUUUCUACAACCUGUUUUGUCUGUUCUCCUAGUUAUUGCUUUAAGCUUAAACCAAGCGAUUAUUCUCAUUUCCAGAAAAGGGAUCAAUCUAUACUGCUAUAUUCUCCCUGUGAUUGCAUAUGAUCGUCUAAAAUCCAAUUGACUUAUUUUAUCUU